GGGACUGGACACAGAGGGUCCAUCAAAGAGGAGAUUAGCCACCAGCCCCCAGAACACAAGGGGGUGAAGGAUAGAAGCCAUUUAAGGGAGAGUGAUUCUGAGGAGGAAGAGGAAGAGAAGGAAGAGGAUCACAGCUCCCAUGAAGAAGAUGAUGAAGGUUCAGAGGAGGGAGGAGAAGGCACCCAUCAUGGUAGCCUGGACCAGGAGGAUGAGGAAGACAAGGAGGAAGGUCAUGGCCUCAGCCUGAGCCAGGAGGAGGAGGAAGAAGAGGAGGAAAAGGAGGAGGAAGAAGAGAAGGAGGAGAGGAGGGAAGAAAGGAGGGUUUGGGUCCCACUGAGCCAAGACCACCAGGAGGAAGAAGAUGAGGAGGAGGGGCUGGAGGAAGAUGAGCUCCCCUUCACCAUCAUCCCCAACCCACUGGCCAGGAGGGAGGUGUCUGGAGGUGCCUCCAGUGAAGAGGAGAGUAGUGAGGACGUGGAUCAGCAGGAUGCCCAGGAGUAUGGGAACUAGCAGCCAGGGUCCCUGUGUGGCUACUGCUCCUUCUGCAGUCGAUGCAAUGAAUGUGAGAACUGUCACUGUGACGAGGAGAACAUGGGAGAGCACUGCGACCAGUGCCAGCACUGCCAGUUCUGCUACCUCUGCCCUCUGGUCCGAGAAACUGUCUGCACUCUUUUUUGGGUCAUAACUUCUGGACUUGAAUUAUACAUCAAACUCACCUUGACCCUCUUUGAACAUUCAAAUAAUACAGUUGAUCCUUGA
Messenger RNA from Physeter macrocephalus (sperm whale), 759 nucleotides. Its product is annotated as sarcoplasmic reticulum histidine-rich calcium-binding protein-like. Gene Ontology annotation, molecular function: calcium ion binding. The record is from RefSeq and is a predicted model, not a curated record. Lineage: Eukaryota; Metazoa; Chordata; Mammalia; Artiodactyla; Physeteridae.